Messenger RNA from Hymenoscyphus albidus, 496 nucleotides. The record is from the annotation of a GenBank genome assembly. NCBI's taxonomy places the organism in Eukaryota, Fungi, Ascomycota, Leotiomycetes, Helotiales, Helotiaceae.
AUGAAGCACCAAUGCUUUGCAGUAAAGCCUGAUUUGCGGGAAAAGAGGAUUGCGAUUUUCCGCAAGGGACCCGGCGCAGGCACGAUUGGAUGGGUUUUGGAAAUCCGAUGGGCGACUGAUAAGAUAAUUGUGGAUAUAUUUGUUUACGACGAUCAAGGACUGGAAGCAUUUGGGAUCCCAAAAAUUGUUUCUGUGAGCAUUCGCAAGGGACUCCUCGCCCCGGCCGAAAAGUCCGAGACUGGUCUUGUGUCGACGGAAGGUUAUCUACGACUACUACUCUAUCUCGUCUGCGCAGAAGUUGGCAAGACCUGCCGUCAUCUUUACAUGAAACAGGCACAACGACGAGCUUUGAAUCUAGCCCAGCCAUCUCAGGUAAGUACACGAAUAGCUGGUUUUGAUGUGCUCGUGUAAGUCUAGUCUAAAACCCUCGUCUACUUGUACUGCACUCGCCUAGUCUUGUCUAACACGCUCUAAUAUCUAGUCUAAUGCGCUCUAA